This is a messenger RNA of Pediculus humanus corporis (human body louse), 591 nucleotides long. Its product is annotated as oligoribonuclease, putative. The transcript has 4 exons. NCBI's taxonomy places the organism in Eukaryota, Metazoa, Arthropoda, Insecta, Psocodea, Pediculidae. Bases 1 to 591 code for a protein of 196 amino acids. Gene Ontology annotation, molecular function: nucleic acid binding; 3'-5'-RNA exonuclease activity. Gene Ontology annotation, cellular component: mitochondrion. The record is from RefSeq and is a predicted model, not a curated record.
AUGAGUUUAGGUUUGCCCAUUUUGAGACGUUUAACUAGCCAAGCUCUUAAAAUGACAUUAGACAGAUAUAUUUGGAUUGAUUUGGAAAUGACAGGAUUGAAUCCGGAAACAGAUACUAUUUUAGAAGUUGCAUGCAUUAUUACAGAGCCUGACCUAAAUCCUUUGAAUGAAGGAAUGCAUUUUGUAAUUCAUCAAAAUGAUAAUGUACUAAAAUCAAUGAAUGAAUGGUGUUUGGUGCAUCAUGAAAAAUCUGGAUUAAUUUCUGAAUCUAGAGCUAGUCCUCAUUCUUUAAAAGAUGUCGAAGAAAAACUAUUCAAUUAUAUUAAGUCGAAUACUUUUAUAGAUGGAACAAAUUACUUGGCUGGUAAUUCUGUUUAUAUGGACUUAUUAUUUCUUAAAAAAUAUAUGCCAUCAAUUCCAACCUUUCUUCAUUAUAGAUUAAUAGAUGUUUCAUCGUUAAAAGUUCUCUGUAAUCAUUGGUAUUCUUAUGAGUUAAAAAAUUGCAAAAAAGAAGUAAGUCACAGAGCUUUGGAUGAUAUUAAAAAUAGCAUUCAAGAACUUAAAACUUACAAAAAUAUAGCAUUUAAGUAA